UCUUUUAGGAACUUCUAUUACAUCACAAUGCUGAGGGACCCUGUGUCACGUUACUUGAGUGAAUGGAAGCAUGUCCAAAGAGGUGCAACAUGGAAGACAUCCCUCCACAUGUGUGAUGGCAGAAGUCCCACACCAGAGGAGUUGCCUAUGUGCUACCUAGGAGAAGACUGGUCUGGAGUCUCUUUACAGGAAUUUAUGGACUGUAACCACAAUCUGGCUAACAACCGCCAGGUGCGCAUGUUGGCAGACCUCAGCCUGGUUGGAUGCUAUAAUCUGACCUUUAUGAAUGAGGGCAAAAGAAAUAUGAUCCUUCUCCAAAGUGCCAAGACCAAUCUGAAGAACAUGGCUUUCUUUGGGCUCACAGAAUUUCAGAGAAAAACUCAGUAUCUCUUUGAGAGGACAUUUAACCUGGAGUUCAUUUCCCCUUUCACUCAAUAUAAUAUUACUCGCGCCUCUAAUGUGGAUAUCAGUGAAUCAGUACACAAGCGCAUAGAAGACCUCAACUUCCUGGAUAUGCAGCUCUAUGAAUAUGCUAAAGAUCUAUUUUUGCAGCGCUUUCAGUUUGCUAAGCAAGAGGAGCAUGAACAAAAUCACCAGAAGCAAUGGGAGGAGCAAAAUAUAUUGCAUGAGCAGAAAGUUCGUGAAUGGCAAAAGGCAGGAGAAGUUAAAGAAAUAGCUGUUACUGAGGAUUAUAAUAGUCAGGUGGAACGGUGGUGA
Messenger RNA from Python bivittatus (Burmese python), 717 nucleotides. Lineage: Eukaryota; Metazoa; Chordata; Lepidosauria; Squamata; Pythonidae. The record is from RefSeq and is a predicted model, not a curated record.